CCGCAGUCUUAUUUCGACCUUCUUUAGCACAGCAUCGCGAUUCGGCUCUCCCGGGGCUGGACUGGACACUCAUACCAGCGAAAGGUUCAAAUUGAUCGUAAAUCAAGUGUGAAAAGUGCUGUGUUAAAAAAGUGAAUAGAUGCAUAUGGUUGGGUGACAACUUUGCCAACAGCAUCAAGUUGUAUUCGAAGAAGAAAAGUUACGCAAAAAUCAAAAAAAGUCACCGUUAACAUAUUUAGCCACACGCACAUACACUGCGACAAAAUGGUACGUCUACUAGUUCUACUGCUGUGCAUUUCCAUAACAACAACCCAGAAGCCAGGCAGCCUCAGCUUCAAAGAGAAAGGUUUCAAGAGCAAUCAUAACUACGAUGUGGAUCCCCAAGUGCUCGAAAUUCAGCGCCAGAAUCUGAUAACUCAGAAAAUCCUGCAGCGCUACCUCGAGCGACGGUUGCAUCCCGAGCGUAAGCCUCAGAUUCACGUGCCAUCGGUGGACGAGAUCCUCCCGAAAUCGCUCCCGCCCGGUUCGGUGCGGGACGUUCGCCAGCAGAAUGCCACUAUGAGUGGCACGGGAAGUUCAUUGCUCAAAGGUACCGCCGGCAGUCGGUAUAGUUUGCUCAGUGAAUACAACGACGGAGAUGAGGAAUCCGGUCAGCAGCGACACCAGCAGGACGACGAGGAAUAUGCUGAUGGCGAGGGGGAUUUGGAUCAGUAUGGCGACCUGGGGGGCCCGUUGGAUAAUGAUCACAUUGACAUUGAAUCGCUGCAAUCGGGCGAAUCGGAACACGUCGAUUCGUUCUAUCGGGACAAAUCCUACCGGCAGAGAGCAUCGCAGCUCUCAGCGGACUACGGAUCAUUGCUUGGCAAGUCGGCUCUCGAUAAUGAUUCCGAUGAUCCGGAGGUGAGCGUUAUUAGUGAGAUUACUAACGAGCUACGGCUGCUGGCUGAAGCCAACAAAAAGGGCGACGAAAACUCCCUGGCCGGUGAAAUACGACCCACCAAAACUAGACAGAAGCGACAGGCAAUUAAUAGUCGAACCAACCGGAGGAGAACCACUCAACGUGAGCCGUCAAUUACGAAUCGGAUCGAUUCAAGAUAUUACUACUCGGAUGAUUAUUACGAUUAUACUACUACCACUACUCCACCGAGGCAGGCGAAAAAUUUGAGAGAUAAUUAUGCUGAAUAUCGACAGCAAUCUAAAAGCAAGAGCUCGAUAAAUGAAAUCAAACCAAGUCGUCCGAGAACCGUUGGUAGCCAAAGUACGUUGACGAGAAAUACGGCGGCGCGUUCAAGGAAUCGAAACACCUUAAAAUCGCUGGCAUACAAACCAAACUACAAUGCUAACACGAGAAGACCGACAUUUACCCUAUCCGCAUACGGAGGAAAUAACAAAGCGCCAUCUCGUGGCACUGCCAGACGUGGAGUAAGCAGCCGUACCUACAAGGACGAAGACUUCCGUGGUAAUCGCUUUGGUCACACGACUGCCUCCGAUUGGCGGAAGAAAACUGUUAGCUUGGGGAGCACUAGCCUACAGCCGAGUACCCCAGCGUUGACCGUCACUUUCUAUUUACCAACUGAUACCACUGUGUCGCUGGUUACGAACUCCAAGACGGAGAUCAGCUUGAUUAAAACUACUACCACUAGCAUUGAAGAGAUCUGUACUUCGUGCUUCUCGUUAACUCAAGGACCCAACGGAUUGCCCGUUCAUGUGCUCAACAAAGAAAUUACCUCCUUCAAUCGAGAUGGACAGUUUGAAAUCACCAAGUUUAUUCUAAGUUCCACUCCGACCACUACCAUAUCAGUUUCUUCCAACACAUUCCGAGGUCGUCAGACAGCUUACACUGCCACUAUUUCGACUACCAUCUACGAAGCGAACCCUUUCAUUCAGACUAAAGGCAACAGCAACAACCAGAACAGUGCUAUCCUUUCAAAUGCUCCCCUGGCCAAUAUCCUUCUGUCGCAGCUUCUGCUUGGGAAUCUCGGAGUGGGAGAACCCAAUUUGGCACCUCGACCUACGGAGUUCAUUCCAGAUCCGAACCGAUAUCAGCUCGUAGUAACCACAGUUACUGAGUACAAAACUCACGUGAAGGAAAUUGUCACCACAGUCACCGCAACGAAAUCCAUUGUCCUUCCUAUAACAUUCCAAGGUCGUGAAAUCCUCACCACCGUGUACGAAACUGACGUAACCCCCACAGUCAUAACGUCGUUCCUCACCGAGACCCUUACGAUUCCUACAACCUCCACGAUUCGCAUUCAGCCGUCUACGGAUGACUUCCAGAGCAAACUGAGCCUUCUGUUGCCGCUUCUAGAAGAACGUGAACGGCGAAACCAACUGCUCUCAGCUGCAGCUGCCGAACCAGUUCUGCCAAUUGUUUCAACGCCACCUCCAACGUCGAUACCUCCAUCCAGCGCGUCCAUAUCGAAGGUCUACAUCUCCGGGCAGCAUCCGGGUGAAUUCAGCGUGUCAUUCACAACCAUUCUUAACACGUAAUAGCGCAUACGGCUAGCUGUCGCCAGCGCGAUGGUUAUAGCCGUUCAGGUCUAGCCAGAGUCAUUUUUAGGAAUUAGAAUCAAUUAGGAUAUUACUAAGUUCGCGAAGCUGCCAAUUUCAACAUUAGUCAAAACAAGUAGACGCGUGCUAACACAUACAACGACACGAGGGAAAGAGAGUACUUUAACCUAUGAAACCAAGAGAAUACUCGACACGAUGGAUGCUAACAUACAACUACAGCUGAAACUUAUUCGUCGUUACCGAUGUUAGUGUAGAGAUGUAUUGUAUUAUUACACCUUUUUUUGUAGGACGUUUAUUUUUGUACGAAUAAAAAGACAAUUUAAUUA
Messenger RNA from Ochlerotatus camptorhynchus, 2837 nucleotides. RefSeq lists its product as uncharacterized. The transcript has 7 exons. Lineage: Eukaryota; Metazoa; Arthropoda; Insecta; Diptera; Culicidae. The coding region runs from base 265 to 2490 and encodes 741 amino acids. The record is from RefSeq and is a predicted model, not a curated record.